Sorghum bicolor (sorghum) is the source of this 1343-nucleotide messenger RNA. Its product is annotated as probable adenylate kinase 6, chloroplastic. The record is from RefSeq and is a predicted model, not a curated record. Gene Ontology annotation, biological process: nucleobase-containing compound metabolic process. NCBI's taxonomy places the organism in Eukaryota, Viridiplantae, Streptophyta, Magnoliopsida, Poales, Poaceae. Gene Ontology annotation, cellular component: cytoplasm; mitochondrion. The coding region runs from base 129 to 998 and encodes 289 amino acids. The transcript has 4 exons. Gene Ontology annotation, molecular function: AMP kinase activity; ATP binding.
UGUGGAAGUCGAACUCAAACACGGAAGUCACGAACGCGCGACAAAAAAGAAAGAAAGAAAAACCCGAGAAAUAUCUCUGCGGCCCUGCAGAGCUCUGCUCGUCUGGUCCCCCGAGCCGAGCCGGCGAGAUGGCGGGGAUCUCUCGCGCGAUCCGGGCCUGCGCCGCCGCGUCCCGGCGGACGCUGGCCGCUGCUUCGGGGGCGGCGCUGCCGAAGGAGGAAGCGGCAGCGGCGGGGGCGGGGGUGAGAGCGGCGGCGACCGGGCGCAGGGGGCGGGAUCAGGAGGACGGGAGGCGCGUGCAGUGGGUGUUCCUCGGGUGCCCCGGGGUGGGCAAGGGCACCUACGCCAGUCGCCUCUCGCAGCUGCUCGGCGUCCCGCACAUCGCCACCGGCGACCUCGUCCGCGACGCCCUGGCCACCCCUGGCCCCUUCUCGAAGAAGCUUGCUGAGAUCGUGAAUCAUGGAAAGCUGGUGUCUGAUGAGAUCAUCAUAAAUCUGCUGUCAAGACGCCUGGAAGAGGGAGAAGAAAAGGGUGAAUUGGGGUUCAUCCUUGAUGGCUUUCCUCGAACCAUAAGACAAGCGGAGAUACUUGAAGGAGUGACAGAUAUUGAUUUGGUGAUCAAUCUCAAGCUCCGAGAAGAAGCUCUGCUUGCAAAAUGCCUUGGCAGAAGGAUGUGCAGCCAGUGUGGCGGAAACUUCAAUGUGGCCUCCAUUGAUAUCGAGGGUGAAAAUGGUGGAGCUCGAAUGUACAUGCCUCCACUAUUGCCUCCUCCACAGUGUGAAUCGAAGCUAAUAACCAGAGCAGAUGAUACUGAAGAAGUGGUAAAAGAGCGGCUACGUGUGUACCAUGAUUUGACUGAACCAGUGGAGGAAUUCUACAGAACACGUGGGAAACUCUUAGAGUUCAAUCUACCUGGUGGAAUACCCGAAUCAUGGCCAAAGUUAUUGCAAGCCUUGAACAUAGAAGACCCUGACAAUAAGAGAUCUGCAGCAGCAUGAUUUUUUGUUUGUUUGUUUUAGGAAUGCACAUUAAAUUAAACAUCUGUAGCUUAUCUCAAAGUUAUUCAAUUGAUGAGCAUUCCAUAUAUCUUUAGAAAGUGUAGUCCAUUGGGGGUCCAGGUUAUUUUGGCGUACCACUCAAUUGUAUAGUAGAUUGAUUAUCGAUGGGCAAGAUCGAUGGAUAUGCUGAUUGUUAUCUUCGAACGCAAGGUCUGUAAAAGGCAAGAAAUAAUUGUUUGACGUCGAGACAUUCAUUUGUAGCCUGUAACAUACAUGUGCUCGUUGAAAGAGGUGCAUACCAGAAACAUCUGAACCUUUGGAGAUAUCAUUGAAGCUUUUCGUGUA